GCUGUGUUGAUAUCAAAUGGGCAGAUUCAUCUGCAGGAAGGCUUUGCAAACAGACAGAAAAUAAACAUUUUAUUUGAAGAAACAUUUUACAAUGUUGCCGAUGAAUCUUACCGAGUGUUAUGUGUCGAACACAUUUUCAACACAGAUAGUAGUACUGUGCAGUCUUCACCAUACCAAUCCAUGCCCACAACAUACAAAGAAUGUUUCGAGUUACUCUGGGGUCACCCAGGUGGCAGAAAAACCAGAGAUAACCUGGACAAAGUGUUACAGCAAUUUGUUUAUGUCUAUGGGAAACUGGAUGUGUACAAUUUUCGGAGUAUUGUGGAUGUUGCUAGCGCUCAGUACACCAAAUCUAUGCAGCUCCUACUCCGAGACCCAACUUUGAAAAGUCGGGCAAAACACAACCCAGUUUACAUGGACUGUCUGAAAGUUGCCGCUGAGACUUAUGUGUUGCAUCAGCUUCACAAAAGUCUCUUUGGCGCUCUCACGCUGUGCAUGGCAUCAGAUGAUGCAGAAAUCAACAAAUGUACCAGGAAUCUUAAAGAGUUGCGGUCUCACCAUUUGGACAUUAGGGAAUCUUUUAUUGCAAACCUCCCAGCUGCUAGGAAAGAAAUUACCCGUCUAAACAAGUAUAGCACCCCAAUGGGCAAACUUUAUUGCAUCCAGCGUGUGAUUGCUGCCCUUAUGCGCUCGCACAAGACCCCACGAUCCCCCACUGAAGAUGGCACUGACCGACCACUUUCUGAUGUGAUGACCACUGACGACCUCCUGCCACUUCUUAUUUUCAUUAUUGUUAAGUCAGAAAUCCCAAAUUGGUGCUCAAACCUGGCAUACGUCCAGCAUUUUAAUUUUUCACGUUCUUCAAACAAAGAUGAAUACAGUUACUAUUUGGCCACAAUUGAAGCUGCAUUAGAACAGAUCAAAGCUGGUAAAGUCAAGAUACCAAGUUCAACUCCUUCCAAAAUGCAGUGGUUUAAUUCAUCAGAUGCGGGGGUUGAAGAAACCAGUGCCAUUUCCCCCAUAUUUGAGGGCAACAAUGAAAAAACAACUGGCUCUUGUAAAACGUCUGAAGUUACAGCCAUCGACAUAUUCUUUCAGCAUGUAGAAGCUGGUGAUGAAAAUUCUGUUAAAGCAUUUCUGAACCGCCAAAACAAGAUGGCUGACGAAGCUCGUCAGAAACUAUGCCAUCCUUUGGUCACUGCCUCCACUCGAGAUGACCGAGGAUACACAGCCCUCCAUGUGGCUGCUGCUUCAGGCCAUGCUCAAUUAAUUGAUAUUUUGGUGUACCACGGCGCACUUCUUGAUGUCACAGACUACAUGGGCUUUACCCCUCUUCAUCUUGCUUGUCAAAAAGGAUACCAGAGUGUGAUGCUGCUGUUGGUUCAUUUUGGUGCCAGUCUGCAACUGACAGACAAUGAUGGCAAUACUCCACUACAUCUGUGUGCAGCCAAUGGACAUGUGGAAUGUGUGAAGGGCCUCGUGUUCAGUGAUUGUGGAAAUGGCAAAUUGAAUAUUAAUGCAACAAACGAUGCAGGUAAUACACCUCUUCAUCUGGCAGCCAAAUGGGGGUUUGAGGAAAUAGUGCGGAACUUACUGGCAAAUAAUGCUUGUACGGACAUACACAACAGAAAAAAACAGACUGCCAUGAACUGUGCACACAACACACAUGUCCAACAGCUGCUCCUCGAAGCUGGGGCAGCUAACACAUCCAGAUGGAACUUCUAUUCAGGCGAGUUGUCAAAUGAUCGAAGUAAAAAGACCUCAUCAUACACAUCCUCGCUGGCUUCCUCUUCCUCAUUGUCAAGUACACCAUCAUACCUCAAGUUAUCCCAGUCGACUUUCAAUCCAGCUAAAUACAGACAACAAGAGAAGUUGCACAAAGCUGUCAAAAAUGGGGAUGUACAGUUGGUGCGUUUCUACCUUGGAUUAUCUUCGAGUGAAUCUGGAAAUCAACCAGAAUUGCAGCAGAAGUUGGAACGUGAGCUGAGCACACAGAGCAUGUGCCAUCCAUUAUGUCAGUGUGAGAAAUGUGAUGUCCUUCAGCAGGAACUGGUAGAGAAAGAAGUGAGUGUAGAUGUCAAUGGGCACAAUUCUGAGGGGCUUACAGCACUUCAUUUAACAGUACAACAGAACAGUAUAGAACUGACAAAACUGUUGUUAGAAUCUGGAGCACAUAUCAAUUGCAUGUCUGAAGAAGGCUACACACCAUUGCACAUGGCAUGCAAAGGCAACAAUAGAGAGUUGGUGGAACUUUUGUUAUCAAAUGGGGCCAAAGUGAACCUGGCAGAUCACUGUGGAAACAGUCCUUUACAUCAUUGUUGUCGAACUGCCAACAUAACUAUGUCAGCCAUCUUGCUUGAGCAUGGUGCCAGAGUCAACCAGCGUAACCAUGUCGGUAGCACCUGUCUACACGAAGCUGUGUGCACUAAUGACAUAAAGCUUGUGGCCUUGUUGCUAGAGGCUGGGGCCAAUAUCAACCUCGUCAACAGAUUAGAUCUUUCCCCCGUUCAUUUGACAGAGGAUCAGACCAUGAAACACCUCCUAAUGAACUGCCCAAGUUCCAAAAAUAUGGACAGUAAGCAAAAAACAUUUCUCGAUGUUCCCAGGUAA
This is a messenger RNA of Acanthosepion pharaonis, 2610 nucleotides long. The record is from the annotation of a GenBank genome assembly. NCBI's taxonomy places the organism in Eukaryota, Metazoa, Mollusca, Cephalopoda, Sepiida, Sepiidae.